Molecule: messenger RNA, 591 nt
Organism: Mucor velutinosus
Lineage: Eukaryota; Fungi; Mucoromycota; Mucoromycetes; Mucorales; Mucoraceae
Exons: 2
Coding region: 1-591 (196 amino acids)
Source: RefSeq, a predicted model, not a curated record
AUGCUACAACCCCCCUCAGGAUGGCACCAACCGCACAACCGACAUCUCCUUCGAACCAUUUCAACCAGAACAUUCCGCACAGCAUGCAUCGAGGCUCAUAUCUUCAGCAUCGCCAGGUCCAACUGGAAUUUCUUCUGGUCUCUGUCCCUGAACCUUGUCCACCGUAAUGUCAUCUAUCGCUUCCUCACCCACACCAUCCCGACCAAACGCCUGCUACACUACUUUGAGAUAGCCGAGUCACCUCUCUGCCCAAUCUGUGGUAACGAAGAAAAUGCUGUACACUUGCUUUUCCUCUGUUCCAGUAAGGCAUCCAUCUGGAAAGCUAUCAUCUUUGAAUUUUUGUGGCCAACCGUUUCGAUUGGUGAUAUUAUCCAAGCCUGUUCCUCGCUUGACUUUGAAAACAUCAAGUAUGUCUCCAAAUCAUACACCACUGCUCACAUGGUCGUACUGGUAACACUUGGCAACAUUUGGCGAGCUCAAGUUCGUAUGAUCUUUCACUCGACUCCAUUUAUAUGGAUCGAUGUGGUCCAGCAGAUCAAGAACGAGCUCCUUCAACUACAUGCCCAAACUGAAAUUCACAAGCAAUUGUAA